Esox lucius (northern pike) is the source of this 2649-nucleotide messenger RNA. It is a transcript of the gene irf2bpl, whose product is annotated as interferon regulatory factor 2 binding protein-like. Gene Ontology annotation, biological process: regulation of transcription by RNA polymerase II. The transcript has a single exon. The record is from RefSeq and is a predicted model, not a curated record. Gene Ontology annotation, molecular function: transcription corepressor activity. The coding region runs from base 307 to 2316 and encodes 669 amino acids. Gene Ontology annotation, cellular component: nucleus. NCBI's taxonomy places the organism in Eukaryota, Metazoa, Chordata, Actinopteri, Esociformes, Esocidae.
ACAAGUGGCAUGUCAUUUGUUCCAAGGAACUGCGGAACGUGGUGCUUACGUCACUGCUCCAGCCAGGUGGCAUUCCAAGUGGGGAGAGGAGACGUGGAGGCACAAUCAAAAUUCCAAAUCACAAACCAAGUCAGGAUGUGAGGCGCGUGUAAAGCAAAUUUCAGUCCUACAACACAACACCGCUGUUCACUGGCACCAGAAGAGGAGGAGAAACAUUUGGUUCCUUUUGUGGGACAAAUUCACGGACUGAAAAGAACUGCAAACAAAUAAUCUGGAGAAAAAGAACCAAGCCAAGGGACAUUCAACAUGUCUUCUGCACAAGUAUCUUCAUCUCGGAGACAGUCGUGUUACCUGUGCGAUUUACCCCGUAUGCCAUGGGCUAUGAUUUGGGAUUUUACGGAGGCAGUGUGUAGAGGUUGUGUGAAUUAUGAAGGUGCGGAUCGGAUCGAGUUUGUUAUCGAAACUGCACGCCACCUGAAACGAGCUCAUGGUUUCCAAGAAGGGAGAUCCCCCGGUCCUCCACCACCACCCACAAUAAAAACACAGGCGGCAAUAUCAGCCAAGGAAACGGUGCAGAUAAACCAUGUGGACGGACCCUCUAAACAACAACAAUCAGCGAUGGAUCGCUACUCUCUGAGCGCAGAAAGACCUCGCUUUGACUACUCAAGUAUUGGCGCCCAUGCUAGCCGACUUCCCAAUGGAUUGAGUGGUCCAAAUGGGUUCCCCAAACCGGACGAUGGUCCCCCGGAACUGAACCGACAGAGCCCGAACUCCCGUCGAAGCCACGGUCUCGUUGCGGUCCCAGGCCAAAUGAAUGUUCCCCCAAACCUUCUCCCACAGACCAUGCUGAAUGGACCCUCAUCGGCAACAGCCAUAGCCCCGCAUAGCCUGUCCAGUCGCCCCCCUCCUCCAUCCAUUGUGGGUCCCUCAUUGUCCAUGGCAUCCCAGUCCAUGUCAGAACAAGGUAAACGUCCAGGCUCGGUGUCCAGCACUGACCAAGAGAGAGAUCUGAAAGAAAAACAGCGUAACGCUGAGGCUUUGGCUGAGCUUAGUGAAAGUUUAAGAAACCGAAACGAAGACUGGGCAAACAAACCAAAAAUAGUACGGGACACUUUGGUUACUCUUUCAAACAGCUCGCCAUUUGAUGUGAGAUUUAAAAAGGACCAUUCACUGGUGGGAAGGGUGUUUGCUUUCGAUGCUGUGUCAAAGCCUGGAAUGGACUAUGAAUUAAAAAUAUUUGUCGAGUACCCAAGUGGAUCUGGUAAUGUAUUUUCAAGCGCGUCGGGGGUGGCCAAACAAAUGUAUCAGGACUGCAUGAAGGACUUUGGCAGAGGGCUCUCCUCUGGCUUUAAAUAUUUGGAAUAUGAGAAAAAACAUGGUUCUGGGGACUGGCGCCUCCUAGGUGAUUUGCUCCCGGAGUCGGUCCGAUUCUUUAAAGAGGGGUUGGGUGUUGAAAUGUUGCCUCAGCCCUACAUCGAUGCCAGCUGUCCUUUGCUGCCCACUGCUUUGGUUAACAUCCCUCGUGCUUUGCCAUCUGCGAGUGCCCCGAGGACUGGCGUUCGUAAACGUAAAGCAUCCCCAGAACCUGACUCUGCAGAGAGCGCGCUGAAACUAUCUGAACAGGAACAACAGAGGCAGCAGUGGAUGGCUAGUCAGAGCGAGGCGUUAAAACUAACCAUGGCAUCCGGAUCAUUCGGUGCCUCACACGGGGGACCCCCGCCGCUCGGACCUGGCCAUUCUGUUCAUUCAAGUCGCGCCACACCCCCUGAAUCAGCACCCCAAAAUGGACAGUCUCCAAUGGCCGCCCUUAUGUCUGUCGCAGACACGUUGGGAAAUGCGCACUCCCCGAAGGACAACAACUCCGUUCACUCCACCACAUCGACCAGGCAUAACAGCAGCAGCCCGGUCUCCCCGGCCUCUGUUUCUGGUCAGAGGCGUUUGGCUUCUCGCAACGGAGAGCUCAAUCUGUCCGGGGCUCCCUCUCAGUCUAGUACACAUUCUGCCAUGGAUCAGGUCCACGCGCAAAACAUUCCCGAUUCGCCCAUGGCAAACAACGGACCUCUGUGUUGUACCAUUUGCCACGAACGUUUAGAGGAUACACAUUUCGUUCAGUGUCCCUCCGUUCCCAACCAUAAAUUCUGUUUCCCUUGUUCUCGAGAGAGCAUCAAAGCGCAGGGAGCAACUGGCGAGGUGUAUUGUCCUAGCGGAGAGAAAUGCCCCCUGGUAGGUUCUAACGUGCCCUGGGCGUUCAUGCAAGGUGAGAUAGCAACAAUAUUAGCUGGAGACGUUAAAGUAAAAAAGGAAAGAGACCCAUAGAUGUGUCCUAUGGUUUCCCGUAGAAACGUGAAUUUUAGUCGAAUACAGUAUACACGUGUGAAUACUCAAAACUGACAAAAAUAACCGAUGUACAGAGACUUUCUUCCCCUCCUAUUUCUGUUUUUAAAACAAAGGAACUGUGCAGUAUGUGAUGUCAUGUCACCUAAUUUUAUGGAGGGUGUUUUGACGGGUGUGUUGUAUUUGGAUGGCAGUGACAAGUCAAUGCACUUCAACUUUGUAAUAAUUGCUGCAGUUUUAUUUCCUUGAACUCAUGCACUUCUCAUUAUAAAAGGCCAGUUUAAACUUCCAAUGAAUAUAUGUCUGUAAAGUAAA